AUGGAUGUCGCAACUCGAUUUCAGGCUCGUGCACGCGCGGGCUCCUUGUUCGAUCGGGAUGGCAACUUCAUUGGCGUCGGCGCCGCCAGUGCUGAUGCCGCCGACUCCAGCCCGGCCCGACGCAAUCCUCUCCGCACCGCCACCGAUCCUGCUCCCCCUUCUCCCCCAGAUGGCCCUUCCUUUCGCAAACCCUCAAUGCCCGCCUCUGCCGCCCGAGGCCCCCAGACCAUGGAGCAUCGCCUCCCGGUGAACUCGGAGCAGAGGAGACGAAGUACUUUCCAACGCGAGAACGUCCGCGUCCCGAGCGGUCCUCGAGACUUCCCCAGUCCUGGCAAGCAGAGGAAAGUGAGUGCUAAUUCGGUAACGGCGUCCGUUGGUGACUCGACCAAUACCAAUACCUCUCGCCCUCCAUUGACCUCAUCCACUUCCGACUCCAUCUACUACGAUGCACGCACUGCACCUGCCCUCCCUCACCUCGGCUUCGCCAACCCCGCUACUGCCAAAGACUCGCUCGACUAUUCCUCCACCUCCACCACCACCCCAUCCACCGACGACGGUGGCGCUUUCCUGCCCGACCUCAACUUCGACGACCUGCAGACUGGUAUCAAGACCACGAAUAUCAAGAAUUACGCCGCCAAUGGACCUCCGUUACUGGGAGAUCUCAAUGUCUGGGCGGCAGAGAGAACGAAAGCCGAUACCCAUGAAAGGACAGCCCGUGGCGGGCUUGCUGCCAGGUCGGAGGCCCGGCCAGAACAACCACCGAGGGGUGAGAUAAGCCGCACGUCAAGUUUGAGACAGCGCUUGGCUAGUGGCAGACAACCCCCAGCACCGCAGCAGAGACCGGGCAUGGCCUCUUCUCAGCCGAGGGAUGAGUCGUUGAAGCUUCGCCGACAGACUUCGGUCUCGCGGUCUCCGGGUCCGCAAGGGCCUCUUCCAGCAUUGCCGUCUUACAGACAACCCAGGAAGAGUAUGGGCCCGGGAACCACCGCAGGCGUGUCCAAGAGCGGCGGAAUCCAUCCAGCGCCUCCUCCAUCGAUGACCACCGCAUCGUUGACAGCCGACACCCACCCGAAGCCGACAUUGUCGCGUAACGCGAGUUUGACUCGCGCCGCCACACAGUCACGGCAGACGAAGGGUAGAAGCCUACAGCCGCCACCUCCGGAACAACUCGACUUGGCCAGCACACCCUCGGGCGUGAAGUCGUCUUCAAACUCCCACCAGAACCGAUCAAACACUCCCUCCUCCUCCGCCAAUAAACGUCAGUCUACGACACAGAACCGCGCUCCCUCCGGACUAGGAGCUCGUACCAUCAGCCCAACAGAUGCACGGAGAUUGAAAAGAAUGAGCAUGAUGAAUCCUCCACCUAUGCCAUCCUCGGCACAGCGGCGCAGGCCAACUCCGAACCCCCCAGAAGACAUGCCUCCCAAGCCUGAUUCCACGAAGGACAAGCGAUCGCAGAACUUCGUCCACUCGGGCGUCCCCAGAAGCGCGAGCGGGCGGAGUGAGUUUGAGCUCGAAAUCUAG
This is a messenger RNA of Neohortaea acidophila, 1524 nucleotides long. RefSeq lists its product as uncharacterized. The record is from RefSeq and is a predicted model, not a curated record. The coding region runs from base 1 to 1524 and encodes 507 amino acids. Lineage: Eukaryota; Fungi; Ascomycota; Dothideomycetes; Mycosphaerellales; Teratosphaeriaceae. The transcript is spliced from 4 exons.